Molecule: messenger RNA, 321 nt
Organism: Penicillium cinerascens
Lineage: Eukaryota; Fungi; Ascomycota; Eurotiomycetes; Eurotiales; Aspergillaceae
Exons: 3
Coding region: 1-321 (106 amino acids)
Source: RefSeq, a predicted model, not a curated record
AUGCGUGUCUCCGCCAUCGUUGUCGCUUUCGCUUCCGUCGUUUCUCUGAGUGUGGCUCAGAGCGCCAUCGUCAAGGAUGAUAGAAUCAACAUGUCCUGCGAUUUCGCCCAGGACAAGACUGGCAUGUUGCAGUACCCCUACUGCUGCCGUGACUUCAAGCCUCUGAGAGGAAACCCUCACAGUAACGAGGCUGAGGACUGCGAUUUGUUGCAAGCCCCCCAGCUGUGUGAGGACCAGUCUCGGCCAGCUUGCUGCUAUACUAUUGGCCCGAAGAAGAUCUGUACCUCGCACGUCGUUUUCCAGCCCGCUUCGAGUGUCUGA